CAAGUUUGACAGACAGAAAAUGACAAUUUUGUCAGAGAAUGUCAGACAAAGUGUAGGUACCGAAAAAACUGAAAAUGGUAAAUAUGUGACUAUAAAAUACACUUUUCCAAAUUGAAAUUUGAAGGAAUCGUGUAUGAGACAUCAAAUCAAUCGCAGUUUUUUGUAAGGAACGAAAACGAGUACAAAAGGAAUCAAUUAUUUAAUGUCAACAAUAUUUUAAUGGAAUAGCAAAUAAGUUCGACGAAACAAAGAAGCCGGCGUGGUGGCAUUGAUAAAACAUGAAUGAAGAUGAAGAAUACUAUGAAAGUACUUGGACCUAUAUGCUAUUGUGUGUGGAACCAACUGUAUAUGAAGGGUUCAGAUUUGUCAGGGAUUUACUUUUGGCUAAUGUUGCUCUUCGUCUUAUGAUCCAGUAUAUACCGCUACCUCACAACCUUCGCCAUAGUUUGAGUUUAGUUAUUGGUAGUUUCCUUUUGUACCACUGUAUAGGUCCUCCAUUUAUCUGGACUGUAGGACUUACUGCUAGUGCUUAUAUUCUUAUAAUUUUACUAUCAUUUGUUACUAAAAAAUGGAGAGGACUAGUGGUGUCUAUAUUUGUUAUUUCAUUUCUGUUACUUUGUGAAGUUCAUAUACUCCAUCCAAAAUUAUGGCAACAAAUAAGAGGCAUCCAGAUGAUAGCUGCUAUGAAAAUAAUUUCUGUAGCAAUAGAGUUGGACAGAGAUUUAUUUAAAAAAAUGUUGAACCCUGUGGAAUUUGGAGGAUAUUUACUGUGUCCAGCUAAUUCUGUUAUUGGCCCAUGGAUAUCAUUUCACCAUUACAAUAACUAUCUUGAAGUUAAAUUUCUCAACAAACGAUGGAUUAAGUUAAUUGCAGUUGAUCUGGUUGUAUCUAUAUUUUUCUUGACUUUAUCCAAUUGUAUAGUACCAUGGUAUAUUGAUGACUCAUUGCCAAAGUGGCUAAUAGCUUAUAGAGAUGCACAAGCUUUUAGAAUGUCUCACUAUUUUAUAUCAAGGAUGUCUAUGCUUUCAAUGACAAGUGCUGGAUUUGGACUUACAAAUGAUUGUCGUUCUGAAGUCCAAGUCACUAAACCAUUUUUCAUUGAACUGCCAAGGUCUCUAGUCCAAGUGGUAAUUUAUUGGAACAUUCCCAUGCACCAAUGGUUGAAACAUUAUGUUUUUAAAACUUGUCAGCCAUAUGGUAAAUUUGUGGCCAUAUUUAUAACAUAUGCAGUGUCAUCAUUACUUCAUGGAUGGAAUUUCCAAUUUUCAGCUGUCCUUCUUAGUAUAGGGACAUUCUCAUAUGUUGAGUAUAAUUUACGUCUCAAGGUAGCACAAACAUUUGAUGUAUGUUGUUUAGCAAAUCCAUGUGGUAAACAAUGUGAUCACAAGUACAAGAAGAACAGUAUGCUUGCAGUAAUCACUAACACAAUAUUUUCUAUAAUAACUAUCAUACACCUCGCUUAUUUGGGGGUGAUGUUUGAAGCAUCAUUUUCUGUACAAGAAUCUGGUUAUUCCUAUUUCCACACAAUUAGUAAAUGGGAAAACCUUGAUUAUUUCAGUCAUAUUCUUGCAGGGUUUUUGUAUGUUGUUUAUAUACUAAUUUAAGUAAGUUUCUUAGUAGUUAAAUAACAAAGCAUAGAAAAUAAGUGUCUUCUGAAUCUCUUAUGAUCUCUUACAGUAUUAUAAAUUUUUUUACAUAAAAAUUUGAAAUUCCACUAUAUUAAGAUUUCUUUUAAAUAGAUCUAUG
Molecule: messenger RNA, 1746 nt
Organism: Spodoptera frugiperda (fall armyworm)
Lineage: Eukaryota; Metazoa; Arthropoda; Insecta; Lepidoptera; Noctuidae
Gene: por
Product: protein-serine O-palmitoleoyltransferase porcupine
Exons: 1
Coding region: 279-1604 (441 amino acids)
Biological process (GO): canonical Wnt signaling pathway; lipid modification; Wnt protein secretion
Cellular component (GO): membrane; endoplasmic reticulum
Molecular function (GO): Wnt-protein binding; palmitoleoyltransferase activity
Source: RefSeq, a predicted model, not a curated record